AUGUCAGACACCGGCCGUAAAGAUAUCUCAGAUAAAAUUGAAUCAGCUGUCAAGCCAGAUUCCCAAAAGUCCACUCUUGACAAGGGUAAGGACACUGUUACUGACAAGGUCGACAACCUCGUUGGCGACAACACCCGUAGUGGUGACAAGUCAUUUGUUCAACAAGCUUCUGAUGCCAUUUUCGGUGAAAAGAAGUAA
Debaryomyces hansenii CBS767 is the source of this 198-nucleotide messenger RNA. It is a transcript of the gene WH11, whose product is annotated as Wh11p. Lineage: Eukaryota; Fungi; Ascomycota; Pichiomycetes; Serinales; Debaryomycetaceae. The record is from RefSeq and is a predicted model, not a curated record. The transcript has a single exon. The coding region runs from base 1 to 198 and encodes 65 amino acids.